Molecule: messenger RNA, 1279 nt
Organism: Nezara viridula (southern green stink bug)
Lineage: Eukaryota; Metazoa; Arthropoda; Insecta; Hemiptera; Pentatomidae
Source: the annotation of a GenBank genome assembly
ACUGUUUCUGUUAACAGAGUGCCAGAUCUAUAAAAGAAGAUGGCUGAUGCUGAUAUUGUUCGUUUUCUAUUCGAUGUCGAACGCCAUGCAAUGGGUACAAUACUCAAUCAUCGAAAAUGUAGUUACCAGAUACUACGGACUUGAGCCUACUUCUCCUUGGAUAGAAUGGACAAGCAUGAUCUACAUGCUAACUUAUAUAUUCUUCAUUAUUCCAGGCUCUUGGGCAUUGGACAAAUUCGGAAUGAGGAAAUGUAUACUGGUCGGAGCUGGAGGUACUUGCAUAGGAUCAUGGAUUAAGGUUCUUUCGCUCAACCCAAAUCUCUUCUACGUUGGAUUUAUUGGUCAAACCAUUGUUGGUGUCUCACAGGUAUUUGUUUUAAGCGUCCCUGCUCGAUUGGCUGCAGUAUGGUUCGGUUCCAACCAAGUUUCCAGCGCUUGCAGCAUUGGAGUCUUCGGCAACCAGCUCGGUAUCGCAGUCGGUUUUGUUCUCCCACCAAUGAUAGUUGCAAAUGAGGAGGAAACAGACCAGAUAGGUAACAGACUUGGCCUCAUGUUCAAAGGUGUAGCUGCAUUUACAUCGAUGUUGCUUAUCCUCAUAGCCAUUUUUUAUGAGGAGAAACCUCCCCUGCCUCCUAGCCUAGCAGCCUUGAAGCAGUCAGAAAGAGAGCAGGACUUUCUAGGUUCGCUGAAGCGAUUGGCCACUAAUAUGGGAUAUAUUUUACUUCUACUUUCUUAUGGAAUAAACGUAGGCAUCUUUUAUGCCAUUUCAACGCUUCUCAACCGAGUCAUUCUAUCCUAUUAUGAGAAAGCUGAAGAAGAUGCUGGUAGAUUAGGUCUUCUAAUGGUCAUUUCAGGAAUGUUGGGAUCAGUUGUCUGUGGAUUGGUGCUAGAUUGGACCCACAAAUUCAAAGAGACAACCGUCGUGGUUUAUUUUCUAUCGCUCUUAGGAAUGGUAAUUUACACUGUCAGCUUAGGUUAUAAUAUCUACAUAGUCUACUUCACUUUGGGAUUCUUGGGAUUCGCUAUGACGGGCUACUUGCCAGUUGGUUUCGAACUGGCAGCUGAGCUGACAUAUCCUGAACCAGAAGGUACAUCUGUCGGUAUACUGAAUGGUGCGACUCAGAUCUUCGGGUUGGCCUUGACGAGCGGGUACAGCGCUUUGAUAGGUCGCUUCUCCGUGGGUGACGCAACCUACAGCCUCUGCGCGGUUCUUGGGGUAGGUCUUGCUCUUACUGCUCUUGUCCCACCUAAACUGAGAAGACAAGAAGCCAAAGCGUAA